This is a messenger RNA of Argentina anserina (silverweed cinquefoil), 1365 nucleotides long. RefSeq names its product zinc-finger homeodomain protein 6-like. Bases 248 to 1312 code for a protein of 354 amino acids. Gene Ontology annotation, biological process: regulation of DNA-templated transcription; regulation of developmental process. Lineage: Eukaryota; Viridiplantae; Streptophyta; Magnoliopsida; Rosales; Rosaceae. The transcript has a single exon. Gene Ontology annotation, cellular component: nucleus. Gene Ontology annotation, molecular function: transcription cis-regulatory region binding; DNA-binding transcription factor activity. The record is from RefSeq and is a predicted model, not a curated record.
UUAGCACCCAAAAUGUCAAAAUCAGAAUAGGAAAAGGAGAAAGAAAGAAGAAUCAUCUUAACUUCUUAAGCCGGUGAUUAGUUCCCUGAUCAAGCUAGAUUAAGAUAGAGAUAUGCAUAGAUGAAUUUAUGAAAGCACUGAUCUGAUCCAGCUACCUCCCAUCGACCAUUAUUUUUUAUUAUCGAAAAGAAAAAUAGGCUGGGAGAUCAAUCAAAAAUCUGUAUUAAUAGCUUAUCUAUCAGAUUUAAUGGAGGUGAGAGGCCAAGAUAAGAUUUUAGGGAUGCCAACGACCUUGGGGUUCAGCCCCCAAAAUAGAGACUCAUCUUCUUCUUCCAAGCUCUCUUCUUCAUCUCUUCAUCAUCAUCAUCAUCAUCACGUAAACAACACUCUAAUCUUCAACCACCCUCAAACCCUAGAACCAUUUUAUCAACCUCCACCUCAUCAUGAGCCUCACCAGUCGAAUCCAUACAAACCCAGUAGAGAUCCAGACCCAGUUCCAAACCCAGAUCCGAACCUAUCACCUGUUGCUGUCUUCACCACCCCAAGAGCAAGAAGCACCACACCACGCGGAGCAAACCACAGCUUCAAAGCAGCGCCAUCGGCGGCACUGGCACAAGUACCAGUAUCUGAGCCUGUUACAGCUUCGAAAGCAGUUCGCUAUCGAGAAUGCUUGAAGAAUCACGCGGCGAGUACAGGAGGGCAUGUACUGGAUGGCUGCGGAGAGUUCAUGCCAACCGGAGGGGAAGACAGCCCGGGAGGUCUAAGAUGUGCUGCGUGUGAGUGCCACAGAAAUUUUCACAGGAAAGAGAUUGAGGGUGAAACUCAAUUAGUACAUGUACCAAAUAAUUACCAUGUCCUUAACAACCACAACAAAAACAGCCAUAGCAGCCGUAGAAAUGCAUCAUCAGCACCAGUUGUACCCUCUCUCCCUCCACCACCUCCUGUUCACCAGCACUAUCAGCAUCAUCAUUUCCCGGCCACUAGUCCUACUGUGCCGGCAUCAUUUCCGCCUGGGAUGAUGACUUUUGGAGGUGGCGGAGGACCGGCCGAGUCAUCCAGCGAAGAUCUCAACCAUAUCAACAUGUACGAUCAGUCAAAUCAGGCUGGGGGUUCAAGGAAGCGGUUUCGGACAAAGUUCAGUCAAGAACAGAAAGACAAGAUGUUGGAAGUGGCUGAGAAAUUGGGAUGGAGGAUCCAGAAGCACGAUGAGCAAGAGGUGCAACAGUUGUGUUCUGAUUUGGGUGUGAAAAGACAAGUUUUCAAGGUAUGGAUGCACAACAAUAAACAAGCCAUGAAGAAGAAGCAACUGUAAGGCACUCGUUCUUCUUGUAAUUCUUCACAUUAUUCUUCUUUGGAGAGUGAGGA